CGAAUGUCGGGAAAUAGUCGCCCAUUUAUUACGAAGCGAUCUGUACUGUAUUAAUAUAUUUUUUUAUUUACUUCAAUAAUAUUCAAACUUAUUACUACCGAGAUUUUGCAUCGAACAAGUGUAAUUUAUAUAAAAUAUUUUACGUAAUUUACGAUGCGAUAUGUAGUGGAUAUUAAGACAAUAGUGUAACCGGUCACAUUUUCGUAUAUAACCUCGAUAUUAAUAAUAAAAGUUAUUUUAUUUAUACUUAUUGUUUCUUAAAGAUGUUUAUUAAAGCACGAAAAUGUUUAUUAACUUAUCCUGUUACUGUCAUCAAAAAUCCUAUUCGAAAAUAUGCCCUUCCAUCAGUUACUAAGUCAAGUAAUACAGAAGUAACUUAUCCACCUAUAUUGGAUGUAUCUCUACAAGCGAGAUUUAGAAGGAAGAAAGAAGAAUGGCAUAAUAAAAUUAAGAAAUUGGAAUCUGUAGAGGAAAAGUUAAUUGGAAUUAAUAUGCCACAUUACUAUGGUUGGAAGUCGUUAGAAUUGAAUGAAACGGUAAUUCCAUAUAACUGUUUGGAUCACGCCCAGUAUAUUACAAGAACUCAUGUUGUAAAUGAACAUAAAUUACCUACUUUCUAUGAUAACUUAACUACAUCAGAACAAUUGGAUAUUAUGGCACAAAAUCUUAAGAAACCUAUGGAGGAUGUCCUUAGUUUUGAAUAUUGCGAUAGAAUAAGAGAACUAGAAACUAAGGAUAUGGUUAUUCGAACACCUGAGAAAAUAAAUCCACAUGAUAUUAUUAUAAAUAAUAUUAGUUAUCAAAUCAAUAGAAUAAUACUAUCGACUCUAUCAUCUACAUUACCACAUUUACUGGAAGCUGAGAAAGAUUUUGAACCAAGAGUGGAAGCAUUUUGGUUUGUAGGUGGUAUAGAUCCACCAACCAUAACAAGAAAAGCAAGAGCAAAUCAAGAAUGGACUAAAGAGUUUGAAAAUGCACCUAUUGAUAUACCUGUACAAUACAAUGGUUCGCCAAUUCUACAAUUAAGGCAUCCAUUUCCAUUGAAAGAAAUUGUUUCUUUAAGCGAUUGUGAAAAUUCAGAAUUAAAUGUUCCUGAAUUUAAAUUUGAUCCCAGAGUAUUAGGGUAUCGUUUCUCAUAUAAACAUGCUACCAAUAUACCUGGUUUUUGGCCUGGCGAUCCAGCUGAGUUUGGUUUAUUAUCUUAUCAUAACUUUAAUCAUAUGUCACUCAGGCCAAAAACUUUCGAUGAUCAAUUCGAUGCUCUCAUUGUGCAAGCUAUCUUUGCAUCUUACGGUUGGCUUUUAUCACAGGCUUGUUAUCAAGGUUUUUCUACAGUUAAUGAUAUAACAUACCCAUUCGUUUCGCAAACAAUCUUAACAGAUGGCCAGUGGUGGUCUUUCUGUGUUUAUCAAUUGAAUACCACAUUGUUACAUUCAGAAAAUGCCGUUGAAAAUCCUUCGCGUAAUAUGUGUUGGAUAACAAAACCAGCAAAGCUGUUUGAUUCUGUAGAAAACGGGAAAGUUCAUGGCUUGAACGAAGAUGUUCUAAAAAAUUUGAUAAAGUUUUAUAUCAAUACACCGGAAGAAAGGACGUCUGUGAAUAUGAAACCAUUUCUAGGGGAAUCUAUAAAAUAUCUUGCUGAUAUUCCAGAUCCACUUAGGAGGGCAUGGUUGGAAAAGACGUUUAAACAUAUUAUGGCUAACAGACCAAGACACAAGAAAGUGACCGAAAUAGCUCAUUGGCAGAAGAUUUAUUUGGUCGAUCACAAGACUCGACCUCUAGAUAAAAAACAUGAUAAAUGGCAGUUUGGUUAUCAACCAAAAAAGCGAAGAAUGGACGACCACCUGCCAGAGUAUAUACCAAGAUGUUUGAGAGCAAAUCCAAAGAAACGCCACAUAGGUCGUUAUGCAAAGACUUAUUAUCCAGAUGCAUGAAAUGUUUAGUUGAUGUAAAUAAAAAAUCGUAAAAUAUAAUUCGAUCUGUUUCAUUUUACCCGAAUAUCGAAUAUCCGAUGGUUGUCGAUGUCGUCAACAUAAAAAAUAAGAUAUGUUGAAAUUAAACUGAUUGUAUGAAUUUGUAGUAUAUUAUUUAUGGUGGUUAUACAGAAACGAAUAUUUAUUUUAAUUGUACGCUCGAUAUCUAACGUUGUUUAUUCACAAACGACAUUUUCACCGAGCUAAAUAAGAUAUGGUAAUGGCGGAGAAAAUGAACACACCAGCAGCUUUCUAUCGGUAGAAUAUGUGAUACAAUAUAUUGAAAAUAACAUGCAUAAUCUCUAUUUUCAGGCAAUCUAUUCAAUAUUGUACAUAUAUAAGACGCAUCAAGGACUGUUUUAGCACCACUAAAGUAAAGAGAAGACCAUAGGUCAAAAAAAUAAAUUGUGAUUUAAUAUUAUUACGAAAUAGCUGCGCGAUAUUUGUCUUAUAGGCAGUCGUGUUACCUUGGUCACUAAUCGUAAUGUAGACAAAUGACUUUAAGCAACUGAUGUAUGCACAUGAUUCAUUGUAUUCUAGUUUUACAUAUGUAUGAAUUUUCAACUUCUUAGAAUUGAUAAUUUUGUGACGUUUACGGCUAUCUUUGUACUGCUUUAUAUUUUUUAAUUGAUCCUACAUAUUAGAAUUUAUCUUAUUUAAGUGUACUUCUAUUCAGAUAAUACAAAUUUAACAAACAAG
Molecule: messenger RNA, 2672 nt
Organism: Hylaeus volcanicus
Lineage: Eukaryota; Metazoa; Arthropoda; Insecta; Hymenoptera; Colletidae
Gene: mRpS30
Product: 28S ribosomal protein S30, mitochondrial
Exons: 4
Coding region: 264-1934 (556 amino acids)
Biological process (GO): translation
Cellular component (GO): mitochondrial large ribosomal subunit; ribosome; mitochondrion
Molecular function (GO): structural constituent of ribosome
Source: RefSeq, a predicted model, not a curated record